Molecule: messenger RNA, 276 nt
Organism: Striga hermonthica
Lineage: Eukaryota; Viridiplantae; Streptophyta; Magnoliopsida; Lamiales; Orobanchaceae
Source: the annotation of a GenBank genome assembly
AUGGAGGCUGAUCAAGGCUGCACGACCCCGGAGCACCCGGAGUACCGAAUUCCGGCGCCGCUGCUGCCUCCGGCAACGCCGAGGAAGAAGAAGGUGCGGGCGGAGAAGAGGGACCCGCCGGAAAAUGACUACCUCAAGUCGCCAGAGGUUGAGGCCUUCCUAGCCGGAUUGGAAGCUCACUGGCGACAUGUGCGAUAUCGAAAAACAGCUGUGCGUGCGUAUAAAAUCAACAGUAUAUAUCCCACGAGCCACACGAUCGAGUACUCGGCCGCAUAA